This is a messenger RNA of Canis lupus familiaris (dog), 3352 nucleotides long. RefSeq names its product ELOVL fatty acid elongase 7 (gene ELOVL7). Gene Ontology annotation, cellular component: endoplasmic reticulum; endoplasmic reticulum membrane. Gene Ontology annotation, biological process: fatty acid elongation, monounsaturated fatty acid; sphingolipid biosynthetic process; fatty acid elongation, saturated fatty acid. The transcript has 9 exons. Lineage: Eukaryota; Metazoa; Chordata; Mammalia; Carnivora; Canidae. Bases 180 to 1025 code for a protein of 281 amino acids. The record is from RefSeq and is a predicted model, not a curated record. Gene Ontology annotation, molecular function: fatty acid elongase activity.
CUCCAGCUCGCCGGGCGCCCGGGGCAGCAGGGGCCGCUGUGAGGAGCUCGCGCCGCCGCCGCCUCGGCUCCGCAACCCGCGGGAGCUCAUUCUCUUUUGAAACCAUCACCCUGCUCACCCUUCUGUUCAGUGCUAGAAAAUUCUGAACGCAGUGUAAGAGCCAGUAAAUCCUGUGGAAAAUGGCCUUCAGUGAGCUUACAUCAAGAACUGUACGUCUUUAUGAUAAUUGGAUCAAAGAUGCUGAUCCAAGAGUUGAAGACUGGCUCCUCAUGUCCUCACCUCUGCCACAAACCAUCAUCCUGGGACUCUAUGUCUAUUUUGUCACUUCUCUAGGACCAAAGCUCAUGGAGAAUCGAAAGCCCUAUGAACUGAAGAAAGCAAUGAUAACGUACAAUUUUUCCAUAGUACUCUUUUCUGUGUAUAUGUGUUAUGAGUUUGUGAUGUCUGGCUGGGGCACAGGUUAUUCAUUUCGAUGCGAAAUUGUUGACUACUCACAGUCACCUUCAGCACUGAGGAUGGCACGCACCUGCUGGCUUUAUUACUUCUCCAAAUUUAUUGAGCUGUUAGAUACUAUCUUUUUUGUUCUGCGUAAGAAAAAUAGCCAAGUGACUUUCCUGCAUGUCUUCCAUCAUACCAUCAUGCCAUGGACCUGGUGGUUUGGAGUCAAAUUUGCCGCAGGUGGUUUGGGAACAUUCCAUGCCUUUCUAAAUACAGCUGUACAUGUAGUCAUGUAUUCCUACUAUGGGCUGUCUGCACUGGGACCAGCCUUCCAGAAGUAUCUGUGGUGGAAAAAGUAUUUGACAUCAUUACAACUUGUCCAGUUCAUUAUUGUCACCAUCCAUAUAGGCCAGUUCUUUUUCAUGGAAGAUUGCAAGUACCAGUUUCCAGUCUUUCUGUACAUCAUUAUGAGUUAUGGGUGCAUCUUUCUGCUGCUCUUUCUCCAUUUUUGGUACCGUGCUUACACCAAAGGCCAGAGGCUGCCCAAAACUGUGAAAAACGGAAUCUGCAAAAACAAAGAUCAUUGAAAUGCAAGCACAACGUGAAUCUAUAAAUGAGACUGGUAUCUUACUUUCCUUGACAAUCAAGAGCUAUUUCCAUGUGAAGUGCAUUUUGUAUAUUUUUCAAAACCAAGAGCUUGUAUUUCUAUGAUAAGUUAUUGGGGUUUCUGAUAUUUGAGAGCCAAAGCUCCCAGAUAACAGAGUCUAAUUAGAGCCUAAAGCAGGCAGUUUUUCAGCUGCUUUUAAACUUAAUCUAAAGGUUUUAUUUAAUACAUUUGUUACAAUGAAAGGAGGAUAUGAAACAGUAUAGUACUUUUCAAAGAAGUCCGGUAUAGAUGAAAAAUAUCAUUAGAUAUUUUGAACACAGACAGAGAUCCAUGCUCUACUAUAGAUUCCUUCUACCAACUCUGAAAUUCUAACUGUGGGUUCUGGCUUUGUUGCUUGUUGAUUAUAUUCAGAAGACACUCUGUUUACUCUAGAGUUGUUCUAAAGAGCUAACACUGGUGAAAAUUAAGUGAAUUUUUGAUAAGUUGUCAUUUAACGUCACUAACAGUAAUUUUUAAUGGAUCUCUUGUGUAGCUACCAAUAGUUCUGCUGGUAAGACUUCCCUACAGCACUUUUGUUGUAUAUACUGUUUGGAAGUAACAGUUCUUUCGGUUACUACAUCAAUGCAUAUGACACUAAGGUUAGGUUAAUAUUUUGAAAACAAGAUGAUUUGUUCUGUGGCUUAAUGAACACUGUGCUGUUACUAUUUUAUAGUUAACUUUGUAUACUUCCGGAAGGAAGUGAAAUUUGUCAAUGGAAAAAGUAGGCUGUAGCUCAGUGGGAAAAAUCUGUGGUCUGUUGUAUGUUACAAUGUCACUUUCUCAUAUUGUCUUGGCUUAAAGGAUUAUCUGGUUAAAUAUGUUUUGGUGAGGUAUAUAAAUGUUCAUAUCAUUAGCACACUACAAGCACUUUUAAAUCAUAAAUGAUUUCGGACCGCCCAUUAUACACAGUUUCCAGAGGUGGGUUAGAGUCAUUUGUGAAGCAACUGGAAGCAAAUGGUGGCACAGAAAUUCUCUAGGGACUACUUGGUUAUGUAAGGGUGUCUAAAUAGAGGAGAAAGAGAGAGGCCGUUUAAUAGUUGUUAUAGAUACAGUGCAUGGAAAGCCAUUGCCCAGAAUUAUGCAUUAAUAACCUGGAUUUAUAUAAACUAUAUAAUGAAGACCUGAAACUCAUUUUUGCUUAGUUUUGUUUCUUUACAAUUACUGCUUUCUAAAAUUCUCUUGUUCUCACGUUUUCUUGUUGGCAAACCAAAAAUACUGGUCAAUAGAGUUUUGCCCCGGAAGCAAUGAUAUUUGGACAUUUCUGAAUUUUUCCCUGUUGCUUUCAUUCUUGUUAUAUUUGUACUCGAUUUUGAAGAACUACUUAUGCUUAUAUGACUUUAAACAAUUAGUCCUUAUGGGCCACAGUUAUGUAACACACAGUGAUAGCAUUGUACAUCAAAGCUCAAGUAAACUCCUUGUAAACUCCUGUAGUUAGGCAUAUCACCCCAAACAUUUAAUCUAUACCAUGGCCUCUUCUCUCACACUUACCAGAUUUAUAAGGCUAUUUGCCUGUAAGUGACCUUUACUUAUUUCACUUGCUUACAAUAUGAGAAGGUGAGAGUUGAUAAAGGGGGAAAUAUCUUAUUUUUCUUAAGUAAAAAAUUAACAGAAAGCAGAGUUAAAAGAACAGCAGCUAUAAUUUAUUUCUCUGAGGGUCUCAGGGUUCCUUAACUCUUUUCCCAUUUUAGCUCUUCACAGCCAGCCAACCUAUGCUAAAAUGAGACGGUGUCCUAGGUACUUUACCCAAUGCACACAACUCCCAAAGACCCAAGCAGGGUAAAGACCAAAAGAAAGCCCAAAGAAAAGAUGGGCAAGGAGAGUUUGGUUUUCAUAAUAGUUUCUGCCCUGCAUUGUACAACCUGUUGUAACCUUCCUGUUGUCUUUAAGAUGUCUGAUUUGCUUGUGAACUAACAGCAACAUGUGAUGGAACCAUGUUCUAAAUGAUGUGACUAGAAGUGGAGAGCUGGAACAUUACAUGAAAAGAAAUCACAGCUAGCACAAGUAUCCUCCAUAUAAACAUCAUUAGAUCAAAAUGAAUAUCACUGGAUGUAGGUUGUACAUGGACAUUGUCUUAUUAAAGGGCUCUGUGGGUCACACAGAGUUUCUGUUAAGGUUUCAUCCACUUUUCAGGACUUUAUUGCCUUUAGAUUUGCUUACGUAACAAAGAGACCAGUUAAAAAACCUGGUUUACAACAUGAAGUUCUAUGAAUCCUUGAAAACCUAUGUCUGUACUGUAAAUAAAUACAAAUACAAAAUUUUAAAUGUCUA